AUGGACCCUGCAAGCGGAUGCAAGCGGCCCAGGAGCAAGAAGAUUGCAGCCAUGCUGAUUUCCAUUGCAGGCAAAGGAGAUUUGCAGCUUCCAAGUGAAGUGGGCCAGGCCAUGAGCGUUAUAGGAGAUCAAGAUGUGGUGAACGCCUUGGCUCCAGCUGCUGCAGCUUCGGCUACGUCAUGGAGCUGUGAGGACGCAGUGAGUUGUGCCGAAGCAGUCUGUGUUUUGCCCACGUCCGAGGCUGUGAAGGGCUUGUGGCGGGCUCUCUUCACAGCUUGCCGGAAUCCGAAUCCUUCGCAGGCUCUUCGCUUUUUGGCUGCCCUCGCAGGGAGCGGCUUGAUGGAUUCACCAUCAACCCCGCGAUUGCUUCAAAUCGCUUCGAUGGCUUCUGCUGCUGAUUGGUGUGCAAUCCUUGUAGCUGUCAAGAAGCAACAAGACCUUGAACAGUUGGGAUGGCAGCUACCAAUGCAAGAGGCUGUGAAGGCUUUGCGGGUGCCUGGUUUGGCACUCCUGGAUGCCGCUGCGUUGAAGAAUGGCAUCGUGGGGCUUUGCCAAGAUCCACUUGCAGAGCUGGACCAGCGAUUGCUUCAGCUGAUGCUUCUAAGAGUUGUGGAGCACGCUCCCACACCUAUAGUUCGCGAUGCAUUGAUUGCUGCUGGCGCCUCUGCCAGUGCUGCUUGUCACCUCGCGGCUUUGCAGCUGCUCCACCGCAGAGAUACGCAGACGCUUCUCAAGGGGCUUUGGUCCGAGCUGCUUCAAGAGCCUUCUGCAUCAUUGGCGAUGUCGCUUGGAGCGUUGGGCCUUGCCAACAAUGGCACUUGCUCAAUGCUCUUGGAUUGCAAUGAUCUUACGCGUACAUGGGUUGGAGCCAAUCUUCGCUGCCAAGGUCAGCUGAAACCUCAUUUAGCUUCAACGUUGAGCACUGAUUUGUGGCGAAUUGCUUAUGCGGCAGCUGUGGAAGGAGACCGCGCGCGAGCAGAGCAGUUCUGGCAAAGCACGGAAGCUCCGGAGACCAAGACCGCCAUGGAGCGAUACACCAUUUGCUUACUCCGAAGUUGGCUGGGAGAAUUGGAGUUACUGGAUGAUCAAGUGGAGCUCGUGCAGGACCCACUGUUUUGCACUGCAUUGGAAAGCGCUGGUGUCAGGGGCUACAAUCUUGGAGCGGCAACCAUGGAACUGCCUGAAGAGUCUUUGAUCCUUGACUUGUGCCCUUGGUCAGCUAUACCGGGCCACGCUUCACUACGUCGACAACUUCUUUCUCGAGCUGGUGUUGAGGUCCUGACCCUUCCGGCCCUGGGAAGCGCUGUGGAGCAUGCGAAUGAGGUGGCCAAGGCGCUGAUCUCAUUCAGACCAAGCGCCUUUGCUCACCUUGUUGCUCAAAUGGGCAAGGAGUUGCCUCAUGUCAAGCUGGGACUCUCACACAGGCCGGCAGCACCCAUCACGGAGUCAAAAGCAAGCUGGAGACAGUGUCCGCAGUGUCAACAGCAGCUAUUAGAAACAGGUGCCUUACUAGUAGAAACAAGAAGCUAUUAG
Messenger RNA from Durusdinium trenchii, 1533 nucleotides. Lineage: Eukaryota; Dinophyceae; Suessiales; Symbiodiniaceae. The record is from the annotation of a GenBank genome assembly.